UGUCAGGGAUUUUGCAAGGUCUUGUUUGCAGUUGAUGCAUCAAGGUCUGUCCCAGUACUUAUUGCAAUCUUGGAUGUGGAGAGCGCUGCUGGAUCUGCAGUGUAAGACUGGAAACAUCAAGGCUGAAUGGACUUUAGCGUCAAAAGAAGUUCUCCGCUGUUAACACGAAAAAUUAACCACAUCAAAAUGAAGCAGGUACCAGAGAUCCUUGGAAAUGCCAAUGGGAAAACACAGAAUUGUGAAGUGAAUCGUGAGUGCUCUGUCUACUUGGGCAAAGCACAGCUUUCUGCCACUCUACAGGAAGGUGUCAUGCAAAAAUAUAAUGGCCACGAUGCUCUCCCGUUUAUUCCAGCUGAUAAAUUGAAAGAUCUAACUUCUCGUGUGUUUAAUGGGGAAUCUGGGGCCCAAGAUGCCAAGCUGCGCUUUGAGCCUCAAGAAAUAAAAGGAGUUGGAACACCACCCAACACUACUCCUAUCAAGAAUGGCUCUCCAGAAAUUAAGCUGAAAAUCACUAAAACCUACAUGAAUGGAAAACCUUUAUUUGAAUCCUCCAUUUGUGGAGACAAUGGUGCGGAAGUGUCCCAGUCAGAAGAAAAUGAACAAAAAACAGCAAACAAGGAGCGGAGAAAUAGAAAAAGAAGCAUAAAAUAUGACUCCUUACUUGAGCAGGGUCUUGUCGAAGCAGCAUUAGUUUCAAAGACUUCAAGUCCCACUGAAAAAAAGACUUCUGUGAAGAGAGAUGCAACUCAAAUUACGGUUAAAGAAGACAAAGUCCAUCUAUUGAAAUACAAUAUAGGAGAUCUAGUCUGGUCAAAAGUGUCUGGUUUUCCAUGGUGGCCAUGUAUGGUUUCAGCUGAUCCUGUUCUUCAUUCCUACACUAAAUUAAAAGGACAGAAAAAGAGCUUUCGUCAAUAUCACGUACAGUUCUUUGGAGAUGCCCCAGAACGAGCUUGGAUAUUUGAGAAAAGCCUUGUGCCAUUCAAAGGAAAAGACCAAUUUGAACAAUUAUGCCAGGAAAGUGCGAAACAAGCCCUCACAAAAGCAGAGAAAAUAAAGAUGUUAAAGCCUGUUUCAGGGAAACUGCGACCCCAGUGGGAGAUGGGCAUAAAGCAAGCAAGUGAAGCACUAGGCAUGUCAGUGGAAGAGCGGAAGGCCAAGUACACCUUUCUCUAUGUUAGAGAUAGACCUCAUCUUAAUCCUCGAGUGGCAAAAGAAGUUGGUAUUGCUGUGGAACCUUUAGAGGAGAUAGAUGAGUUGUCUUACGCAAAUGAAGAAACCACUCAAAGUCUGAAAUCAGUGAAGGAAUCUGGCAUUCCCAACAAGAGAAGGAGAAGGACAUCAAAACUGCCUGCAGCUAAUAAUACUCAAGAAAGUAAUGAGUCGGGGACUAAGAAUACUACACCCCAAAAGGCAUCUGAACAGGCAGAAUCCAAAAGAGGAAUAGGCUCCCCUGUCACUAGAAAGAAAACUGCAGCAUCCACUCCACGAAGCAGAAAGGGAGAUGCAGUGUCUCAGUUCUUGGUCUUUUGUCAGAAGCACAGAGAUGAGGUUGUUGCUGAACAUCCAGAUGCUUCAAGUGAGGAGAUUGAAGAACUGCUUGAAUCGCAGUGGAACAUGCUUAGUGAAAAACAGAAAGCUCGCUAUAACACAAAGUUUGCCAUAGUGACCUCUCCCAAAUCUGAAGAAGACUCUGGUUCAUCAUUGAAGAAUAUUGGAGAGACCAAACGUAAAGUGUUUCAAGACUCACCUAAAAGGAGAUCAAGAUCCAGAAGUAACUUACAUGGAAAUAAAAGAAACCAAAAAAAGAGGACAAAGGAACCAACAGAAGAUUUUGAAGUUCAGGAAGCACCUAGGAAAAGACUCAGGAUGGAUAAACAGAAUAAUCGGAAGAGGGAGACAAGCAAUGACAAAACAGCAAAAACAAACUCUACUAAGGUCACAGAAACCUCCUCUUCACAAAAGAACCAGUCAGCAACGAAAAAUCUGUCUGAUGCAUGUAAACCACUGAAGAAGCGAAAUCGGGCUUCAGCAGCAGAAUCUUCAACUCUUGCUUUUAGCAAGGGUUCAUCUCCUUCAGCUUCCUUAACUGAGAAUGAGGUCUCAGAUGGUCAAGGAGAUGAGCGGUCGGAGUCUCCCUAUGAAAGUGCAGAUGAGACUCAGACAGAAGUAUCUAUAUCAUCUAAAAAAUCUGAGCGAGGAGCUGCAGCAAAAAAAGAAUAUGUAUGUCAGCUGUGUGAAAAAACAGGUGAUCUCCUGCUUUGCGAAGGAAUAUGUUUUGGAGCGUUUCAUGUCAGCUGCCUUGGGCUGUCUGGGAGACCAGCAGGAAAGUUCAUCUGUAGUGAAUGUACAUCAGGUGUGCACACCUGUUUUGUUUGUAAGGAGAGAAAGGCAGAUGUGAAACGAUGUAUUGUAUCCCACUGCGGAAAAUUCUACCAUGAAGCAUGUGUAAAAAAAUUUCAUCUUACUGUGUUUGAGAACAGAGGUUUUCGAUGUCCUCUCCACAGUUGCUUGAGCUGUCAUGUUACUAACCCCUCAAAUCCAAGAGUGUCAAAAGGCAAAAUGAUACGGUGUGUUCGCUGCCCUGUGGCUUACCACGCUGGAGACAUUUGCAUUGCUGCAGGCUGUGCUGUGAUCGCUUCCAACAGCAUUGUGUGUACCAAUCAUUUCACAGCCAUGAAAGGAAAAAGUCAUCAUGCGCAUGUCAAUGUGAGCUGGUGCUUUGUGUGCUCAAAAGGCGGUAGCUUGUUGUGCUGCGAGUCAUGUCCUGCAGCAUUUCACCCAGACUGUUUAAACAUUGAAAUGCCAGAUGGUAGCUGGUACUGCAAUGACUGCAGGGCAGGGAAGAAACUCCGUUUCCAGGAUAUCAUUUGGGUCAAACUAGGAAAUUACAGAUGGUGGCCUGCAGAAGUUUGCCAUCCAAAAAACGUCCCCCCAAAUAUCCAGAAAAUGAAGCAUGAAAUUGGAGAGUUUCCUGUGUUUUUCUUUGGUUCUAAGGAUUAUUACUGGACGCAUCAAGCUCGUGUAUUUCCAUAUAUGGAGGGAGACAGGGGGAGUAGAUACCAAGGAAUUAAAGGAAUUGGAAAAGUCUUCAAAAAUGCUUUGCAAGAGGCUGAAGCUAGAUUUCGAGAAAUAAAACUUCAGCGAGAAGCCAAAGAAACCCAGGAGAAUGAACGUAAACCACCACCGUACAAACACAUAAAGGUGAAUAAACCUUGUGGUAAGGUUCAGAUUUAUACUGCUGAUAUUUCUGAGAUUCCCAAAUGCAACUGCAAACCCACAGAUGAAAACCCUUGUGGCUUUGAUUCUGAAUGCCUAAACCGGAUGCUGAUGUAUGAAUGUCACCCACAAGUUUGUCCAGCUGGAGAACGCUGCCAGAAUCAGUGCUUUACCAAACGUCAGUACCCUGAAACAAAGAUAAUCAAAACGGAUGGCAAAGGCUGGGGUUUGGUUGCCAAGAGAGACAUAAAAAAGGGAGAGUUUGUGAAUGAGUAUGUUGGUGAACUAAUUGAUGAAGAGGAGUGUAUGGCAAGAAUCAAAUAUGCACAUGAAAAUGACAUCACUCACUUCUAUAUGCUCACUAUAGAUAAGGAUCGUAUUAUUGAUGCUGGUCCCAAAGGAAACUAUUCUCGUUUUAUGAAUCACAGCUGCCAACCAAAUUGUGAGACUCUAAAAUGGACAGUAAACGGAGAUACACGUGUAGGCCUGUUUGCUGUGUGUGAUAUUCCUGCAGGGACAGAGCUGACUUUCAACUACAAUCUCGACUGUCUGGGCAAUGAAAAAACUGUCUGUAAAUGUGGUGCCCCAAACUGCAGUGGAUUUCUUGGGGACAGACCAAAGAAUUCUUCCACUAAUGCUUCAGAAGAAAAAGGCAAAAAGACCAAAAAGAGAACGCGGAGACGUAAAACAAAAAGUGAAGGAAAGAAACAGUCUGAAGACGAGUGUUUCCGUUGUGGUGAUGGAGGACAACUUGUUUUGUGUGACAGGAAAUCUUGUACUAAAACUUAUCAUCUCUCCUGUCUUGGUUUGGUGAAACGUCCUUUUGGAAAGUGGGAGUGUCCGUGGCACCACUGUGAUGUGUGUGGCAAACCUUCCAUGUCUUUUUGCCAUUUCUGCCCAAAUUCUUUCUGCAAGGAGCACCAAGAUGGGACAGUACUAAAUUCUACAUUAAAGGGACAGUUAUGCUGCUCUGAACAUGUUCUUGGGGUAGCUUCUGUUGCAACUCAGAAGACUCGGAGACACCCCAGAAAAAUGACCAAGUUGAAGCGCAAGAGAAGACAAAGGACCAGAUGGAUGAGAGCUGAAUGCAAAUAGUAAUGGACUGCAGUAUCUACUGCCAACACUAUCUUGUAGAUAAGUUGUGAAUAGGGCCAGGGAAGGACAUGGUUUUACAUAUAUUCUGUAAAGGUUACAUUUUGGGAGGGGAUUGGGAAGCAUUUUUUAUUUUGUUUUUUUUUAAUCCACUGAGCCAACCACAGCAGUCUUCUGCUGCAUCUGCACUGAUAACGAACUGUGGCAUACAUAGUUCAGAAUUUUUCAGGACAAACCAAACUUAUUACUCAGCAUUACAGUUACACUUGAAUUGUUACGAAUGUAUAAGGUUCCCUCCAAUAUUUUUCAAGUUGGAGGUAGGUUAAAUCAAAGCAGGUAGGCACAUUAUAAAUGUAGGUUUUGAGGUAGUAUUUGCCAUCCAGCGAUGUUUAAAAUAGUAUACCCUUGAAAGAAAUUAUUAGGUGUCAAGUUUUUUGGUCUGCAGUCCCAAUUUAUAUCUGCUUGCCUUGAGUGAAUUGUUGAGCAAGUAUUUGAGUGCCAUUUACAACCCAGGUGCUUAUCUGAUUAUAAUCAACACACUUUUUAAUUUGUUCUUGCUCUUAUAAAAUGGUUGUCUAGUUGUUCUUAAAUAUAUUUUUAAUAUCCUUCAUCAAGAAGUACAGUGCAUGGUGAAAAAAAGCUCACCUGUCAUAGAGAGGGAAAACCUUAUAAAAGAUUUUUUUUCUAUACUGUUUUUUCCUGUAUUUCAUGUCAGGUAAAUAGAAAUACACUUGAUCUUACAGAGUUGACAAGUCUGGACUUAAAGGGAUAUUGUUUUACAAUCUCAGCCCAAUAUUUAGGAUUUUUAUGUUCUUAAUAAAUAAAAAGAAUCUUACAACACCUAAUAUUAAGAGAAUAGUUCAUUAUUUUUUCUUAAAACCAAUAAAAAAGUUCACAGGCAAGCAUUUCUUUGCACUCAAUCCAAAUCUUGCAGCUUUGUGAUAGUGUGAGAAAUAGUGACUUGAUAGUGAACUGCAGAAUGAUAAGUCAGUAGAAAUUAUUUUCAAAAUAAACUGGAAUUUUAAAGAAACACAAUUAUUAAAAUAAUAAAUGUGACCUACUUGUCCCUUUCUAAAUAGCAUUUAUAAAACUGACUGCUUGACUUCAAGAACAGACUUUGUCAUUCCUUUCUCGCUGAAGAGCUCAGAAAUUGUUUCAGUAACACUUUUAUUUUCUUGACCCCUGUUAGGUUCCAGACUUUCAGUGUGGUGCAUAUACAAUACUUAGGUUUAAUGGAAAUCACUGUAGAACUAGGAAAAAAUGGUGAAGGAAAAUAUCUUAAAUAAUUUUGCUUACCAUUUCCUACCUUGUAUGUGUAAUUGGUGUGCAGUGAGGCAGUGUUAUAAACAAGUUUUGACUUGUGUAGUCAUUACGUACCCCAUGGAAACACAAUGUGCGCCUUCAUGACCAUUUAAUAAUUUGUAUAUGUUCUAGCUUAGUGUGCCUUUACUAGUGCAGAAACUCUGUGUAGCUUUUUUUUUUUUUUUAAAUGAAGCAUAGCUAUAUUAUAAAGUGUAUAUUUUUUCAAAGUAUUUUUCAGGGUUUAAUUGCAGUUCUAGUUAUUUGAAUGAUUGAAAUCUACAUCUGUUCCCAGUACAUGAGAAUGUUUACUUUUUUAUUAGAUUUUAUUGCAGAAGUUCUAAAAUGUACCAUUAUUCUGUGCUAAGAACUGAUUUUUUUUUUUUUAAUUUCUUUUGUAAUAGAGCAACUGCUUUGUUUUGUGGAUCAAAAUUUUAUAAAUACUGUUGGAAGGUUUGUUCUUCCCUUUUUCAAAUAAUCCUUGGCUGAAAGUAGCCAGUUCACUAUAGGAGAGUGUUACAUUUGUUAGCACUAUGACAUUUCUACUUUUACGAGAUAAAUAUACAAAGCCUUGCACAUGUGGAAAAAUUGUGAAGGUUUCUGAAGGAUGUUUGAGGGGACUGUUCUUUUGUCCUAAAGUUCUUACUUGCAUUGCCAAGGCUAAAGCAUAGCCAGGUGCCUGAAAUCAAAACCAAAAAGAUGUUUUGUAUAUUUUUUCAGCGUUGGGGAAGGGAGCUUAGAUAUUCUUUUGAAGGGAAAGGGAGGGGGGAAGCAAAAGCAAAAAUGUUUUUCCUGGUCACUUUAGAGCAAAAUGAAGGAAUUUGGUAUUAUCAAGACAUAUAGCUCGAUAUUUGUUUGGAUAACAUUCCCUGUGAGGACGGCUUUAUAAAAAUACUUUUUAAAUAAGUUAUUAUGAAAUCUUACCUUGACAUUUUAGUAUUUUAAAAAUGUCUGUAUUACAUUUUUACCUUGUUCAUAGCUUUGUACCUCUUCAUCUUGCUGUAAGAGUUCCAGUGCCUUGGAAUAGUUACAGACUGGUUUCUAAUGGGCAGAUAUCCAUGUCAAAGAAAUCACCGUACAACUGGUGGUAAUUGGCACCAUUGCUGAGAUCAGCAACUGCAUGAUCAUGAAAUAUGAAACCUCCCACUUCACUCCUAGGUCAGGAUGUACAGCAUUUCAGCAUGGCUGCAUGCACUACAGUCACCCAUGCUGUAUUUGUCUGUGGGAAAAUAAAGACUUCAGUCUCCAGGGCUAUCAUUCCCAUACUUUUCUCAUGUGCAUUAAAUUCACGCAUAUACCUUUGGAGAGUGGUUUUCUGCUAGUUAUAUGUGACUAUAUUUUUCUGCUUCCUUCCCACCUAACCAAGAAUUCUAAAAUGUUUGGGCCGACAGUGACAUACAUCCUUGAGAAGAAUAAAUUAUAGAUGUGUGCUUACAGUUAGCAAAAUUAGUUGAAAAUCCAGCUUUUAUUGGUCAUCUCUUUUUAAAAAAUUGAUAGCUUAAAAAUAAAGACCAAAUUUUGUCUCAGUUCAAAGCCCUUACAGCCUGUUAGCUUAGCAGGGUUGCUUGAAGUGUAAUUUGAUAUAAUUUAGUACCUGGUUCAGGAGAAUUUGGAUUUCUUUUUUCACUGAGACUUCUACACUUUGUCUUAGAAUGAGAAGAAUCUGCUUUAAUUGAAAAAGAGCCAUGUCUACAUUUUCCUUUUCCACAGGUCAAAUACAGUGGAAAUAUUCCUGCUAAAAACCAAAGUGUAAAAAUGACACAGUAGCUUUUAGUAGCCAACAUAUGUAAAGAUUGGCCAUUUGGUUGUAAAAUCUUCUAAAUACUAAUUGCAACCUGAAUAGGUCAUCGUAAAUUAGAUCAAAAUGUUUACUUAUUGUCAUAUCCAUCAAAUUAUGGCUAUUUUUCUCUUUUUGGUUACUUCUCUUGUACAAAGUUGGUAUAAACUAGGUAAAUCCCAAAUAUGCUGUUGCUUCCUGAUCAGAUGAGUGAGCAUGGAAGUGAUAGUUUCAGGUAAAAAAAAAAAAAAUAUCAGAAGUUUUUUCCUACACUUUGGAAAGAAUAAUUAAAUUAGAUUGCAGCUUUGUUUUGUAGUUUGCAGCCAUAGCCAGUUUUUAGGGGAGUAUUCGAAAUACUUUAAAUACUGGAGUUAUUUGGAGAAGUAUUAAUGGGAAUGCUCUGCGUUGCUGAGUCAUAUUAUUCCUUGUCUGACCCUUUGAAAAUUUUGGUGUCUUAUUAAAGUUCGUUCCUAGUUAUCUUA
This is a messenger RNA of Gavialis gangeticus (Gharial), 7866 nucleotides long. RefSeq names its product nuclear receptor binding SET domain protein 2 (gene NSD2). The transcript has 23 exons. NCBI's taxonomy places the organism in Eukaryota, Metazoa, Chordata, Crocodylia, Gavialidae. Gene Ontology annotation, cellular component: nucleus; chromatin. Gene Ontology annotation, molecular function: histone H3K36 methyltransferase activity. Gene Ontology annotation, biological process: regulation of DNA-templated transcription. The coding region runs from base 127 to 4311 and encodes 1394 amino acids. The record is from RefSeq and is a predicted model, not a curated record.